This is a messenger RNA of Schizosaccharomyces osmophilus, 288 nucleotides long. Its product is annotated as 60S ribosomal protein L37. The record is from RefSeq and is a predicted model, not a curated record. Gene Ontology annotation, molecular function: RNA binding; structural constituent of ribosome. The transcript is spliced from 2 exons. Gene Ontology annotation, cellular component: cytosolic large ribosomal subunit; ribosome. The coding region runs from base 1 to 288 and encodes 95 amino acids. NCBI's taxonomy places the organism in Eukaryota, Fungi, Ascomycota, Schizosaccharomycetes, Schizosaccharomycetales, Schizosaccharomycetaceae. Gene Ontology annotation, biological process: translation.
AUGAGUAAGGGUACAUCUUCUAUGGGAAAAAGGGGCAACAAGUCCCAUACCCUCUGUCGUCGUUGUGGAAAGCGCUCUUUCCAUAAGCAAAAGAGCACUUGUGCUUCUUGCGGUUAUCCUUCCGCCAAGACUCGUAGCUUCAACUGGGGUGCCAAGGCUAAGAGAAGAAAAGCCACCGGUACCGGUCGUAUGGAACACAUGAAGAAGGUUCACCGUAGCUUCGUUAACGGAUUCCGUACUGGUGUUAAGCCUGCUACUGGAUCUAAGGUUACCGCCUCUUCUGCUUAA